Messenger RNA from Acinonyx jubatus (cheetah), 5006 nucleotides. RefSeq names its product zinc finger protein 543. Lineage: Eukaryota; Metazoa; Chordata; Mammalia; Carnivora; Felidae. The record is from RefSeq and is a predicted model, not a curated record. Gene Ontology annotation, biological process: regulation of DNA-templated transcription.
GACUUCCUGCUCCGUGGAGGCGAACGUCAUCCGCCGGUGCCGGGUGGGUCGUACCGGUCUGUGCGGCUUCGAGCAGUGGUGUGCAGGGCACCUUUAUGAGGCGCGAGCGGAGAAGGCGGUGUGGAGCGUGGGUCUUACCUCCGCGUCCUUGUACGAGCCUGAUACCCGCCCCUCAUUCUCUAUAACGGGGUGUCACGUGAGCGCCUGCUGUCCCUGCAGCCCUGGGCCUCGAGCGCGCUUCACAGCGGGGAAGCUGAGGCUGGGAGUGAGACCGCCAGCCGAGGUCGCCCCGCUCUGGGGCCCCUCGGCCGCCACCCCCUCCCCGGGCCCCGCUCUGUGCACAGGGUCCCACGAUGGCGGCGGCGUGGAUGGCCCCUGCGCGGAUGCUGGUGACCUUCGACGAUGUGGCUGUGACUUUUACCCAGGAGGAGUGGGGGCAGCUGGACCCUGCCCAGAGGACCCUGUACCAGGAGGUGAUGCUGGAAACCUGCAGGCUCCUGGUCUCUCUGGGCUGUCCUCUACCCAAACCAGAGCAGAUCUACCCACUGGAGCGGAGCCCAGAGUUAUGGACACUGCAGAGAGGCCUCUCCUCUAGCAAUUGCCCAGGUGACAAUAUAAAACCUGAGACCACCGAGCCUUCCCCUUCUCACCUUGCCUCGUCUGAGGAAACCUCACCACGGGAGCAAAUGACUUCACGAGCCCCAGGGUACUCCCAGCUUGGGCAAGGCAAAAGUCAGGAUAGGCCAUCAGAAAUGCUGGAAGGCCAGUUGGAACCAGGAACAGACCCCCUGAUGGAAAAGCUCCCUGGAAACACGAAGCCCGAACAUGAUGGUUUAGGGACAGAUGAUAGUCUACACUCAAGGAUUGUACAGGAGCUGAUCCCUGCGGGACAUGUCCUCCAUGAACGUGACUCACGGGGACCACUGAAAGAUCCCUUGAUUCGUGAAGGGAGACGUCCCUAUAAGUGUGCGGAAUGCGGGAAAGUGUUUACCAAGAACUGCUUUCUUGUUCGACAUGAGCAGGUUCACACUGGAGUGAAGCCCUAUGAAUGCACCGAGUGCGGGAAAACUUUUAGCAAGAGCACACACCUCCUCCAGCACCACAUGAUCCACACGGGGGAGAGGCCCUACGAGUGCAUGGAGUGCGGGAAGGCCUUCAACCGCAGGUCGCACCUCACGAGGCACCAGCGGAUUCACACUGGGGAGAAGCCUUAUAAGUGCAGUGAGUGUGGAAAGGCCUUCACCCACCGCUCCAAUUUAGUCUUGCAUAACAGGAGCCACACUGGAGAGAAACCCUUUGUGUGCAAAGAAUGUGGAAAAGCCUUCCGAGAUAAGACAGGUUUCCUUCGACACUACAUCAUCCACACAGGAGAGAAGCCCUUCGAGUGCCUGGAGUGUGGGAAGGCCUUCAACCGCCGCUCACAUCUCACGUGGCACCAGCAGAUUCACAGUGGAGUGAGACCCUUUGAAUGCAACGAAUGUGGGAAAGCCUUUUGCGACAGCACAGACCUCAUUCAGCACUAUGUCAUCCACACGGGGGAGAAGCCCUACAAGUGCCUGGAGUGUGGGAAGGCCUUCUACCGCCGGUCACACCUCAAGCAGCACCAGCGGAGUCACACCGGCGAGAAGCCCUAUGUGUGCACUGAGUGCGGAAAGGCCUUCACCCACUGCUCCACUUUCAUCUUGCACAAAAGGGCCCACACUGGAGAAAAACCCUACGAGUGCAAAGAAUGUGGGAAAGCCUUUAGCAAUCGGUCAGACCUCAUCCGACACUUCAGCAUCCACACUGAGGAGAAGCCCUACGAGUGCAUGGAGUGCGGGAAGGCCUUCAACCGCCGCUCAUACCUCACGAGGCACCAGCGGAUUCACAGUGGAGAGAAGCCCUAUGAGUGCGUGCAGUGUGGCAAAGCCUUUUGCCAGAGGGCAAACCUCAUUCGACACUCCAUCAUCCACACCGGGGAGAAGCCCUAUGAGUGCAGUGAGUGUGGAAAGGCCUUCACCUACUGCUACACUUUCAUCUUGCACAAAAGGGCCCACAUUGGAGAAAAACCUUUUGAGUGCAAACAAUGUGGGAAAGCCUUUAGCACUAGGAAGGACCUCAUCCGACAUGUCAGCAUUCACGCUGGGGAGAAGCCCUUCGAGUGCUCUGAGUGUGGGAAGGCCUUCAACCGCCGCUCGGGGCUCACGAGGCACCAGCGGAUUCACAGUGGAGAGAAACCCUAUGAAUGUGUCGAGUGUGGGAAAUCCUUCUGCUGGAGCACAAGCCUCAUCCGACACGCCGUCAUCCACACCGGGGAGAGCCCUAUGAAUGCAGCGAGUGUGGAAAGGCCUUCAGUCGUAGCUCCUCCCUCACUCAGCAUCAGAGGAUUCAUACUGGGAGACACCCCGUCAGGGGCAGCGCAGCAGAAGUGGGGAGACCCUUCACGAGCGGGCAGUCCUUGGUCACCCUCUAAGUGCUCCACAGGGGAAAGACUUUUGAAUGUAGCCACUGAGGAAACCUCUUAUUCAGAAUCUGAUCAUUCAUACCAAAGAGAAACCCUUCUGUUGGAGGAUAUCGGUUGUCAUCUGAGGAGUCAUACUGGAAAUUCACCCAGCCUAGAGCCUUAUUCUACAUCUGAGAACUCCUCCAAGAGCAUGAUCCAGUCAUUCUCGUGCACUUAGCAUAACCAUUGGCCCCAUCUUCUCAGUUUACACUGCAAAAUUAUCUCAGGGAUAUUUAAACAAAGGAGGAGGAGAUACAAGAGAAACACAAGCACAGUUUCUUUCAUAUUUCUGUGACAAGCCUAUGGCAGUUUCUUGUUCCUUAUCUUAUUUGGGGGGGGCGGUGUUUCAGAGAUCAGAGAGCCUUGUCCCCUUUGCCUUGUAUAUACCUUCACUGCUGUCCAUUGUCAGGACAGUUGGGACAGUUGAGGGUGUGUUGAAAGCCUUUAUUUUUUUUAUUUUUAUGUUUAUGUUUUUUCACACUCACAGAUGGCUUUAUUCAGCCGUCGCCCAUAGGACAGGGUGCCUCCCAGACCCCACAGUCCCUUGAAAACCUUUAUUGAAGGCCUUUGUUCUACAGCAUCAUCCCUACCUUUGAGUAGCAUAAGUCUUAACAAGAAAUAUGAAAACUUGAGUUAUGAAAGACUCAUAUUUCAGGAGAUAAAAAUGUACAUAUGAAUGGGCCCACUGUAGCACAUUCUUAAGACUUUGAUUUUUUAAAAAGCAAAAAAAUUUUUUCAGGUGUACUUAACCAUCCGUUUAUACGUGCUCUUGAUCUACUUGUCUAUUGUUUUUUUGUAUUUUGCUGUACGACGAGGAUGGCAGUGUAGCUGCGUUACCUUCUCAGAUGAAUCCUCUGAUUGUGGUUCCUGAGCUUCUCCAAUCCUAUUUAGAGAGGCUUCUCCCAAGUCCACCUCACUUGUUUUCUAUGGGUCGAAUUAGAGCCAAAACAAAAGAAAACACAUAGCUAAAUUAAGCAAAAAAAAUAGAAACUCCAAAAAGCAGAGAGAAAGAAUCCCAUUUUUAAUCCUACGAAAGGUGGUGUGAGGAUUCACUGUUGAGGAAAUUGACUAGAAUAUUAACAGAUGAAAUGGGCAUGUGCACAUGCAGGGGUGUGUGAGUUUCACUGUUGUUUCCAUGGCCUUGGUUUCCAGUGUAGUAAGUAACAGUACCUUUAUCAGCGUCUUUUGGAAUUCCUUCUUUGUUUUUUUGUGGGGUUUUUUUUGUUUUGUUUUGCUUUGCUUUGCUUUGCCCUACCUGUGAUAGUAUUACCUCACAUUAAGAAAUAUGCUGUACAGAAAGAUGUAAAAAUAAUCACGCAUUCACUUUGAACCCUCCUCAGGGCCUCCUAAAUCACCGCAGGUGUACUUUUGUAUUGCCAUCAUAGACCAAGCCAUUUUUGUUACAUUGAUUCAUGGCAUUAUUGUGAAGGCACCUCUUAAUCCUUUUCGGUUCAUGUCUAAGAAGUCUUAAGGAAGCUCUAUGUCCUGAAUACUUUCUCCUGUGUUUUCUCCUAAAAGUGUUAUCGUUUUUGCAUAUAAAUCUCUAAUCCAUGUCAAGUUAAUUUUUGUAUUACCAUGUGAGGUUUAGGUUGAGUUUCUUUCUUGUAUUUUUGCUUAAGGAUGUUCAGUUGACUGGCACCAUUGGUUGAAAACUAGACUACAGUACUAUGUCUCCACUGAAUUAUGUUUAUUCCUUAAUCAAAAACCUGUUGGGCAUAUUUAUGUUGGUCUAUUUCUGAGUCUCUGUGUUAUCCCACUGAUUUGUACAUCUAAACUUCUGCCAGUACCAAACUAUCUUGAUUACUGCAGCUUUUAGUAAAUCUUAAAAUUGGGUGAAGUGAUUUCUCCUUUAUUCUUUUUUAAAAUUGAUUUAGCUUUCCAUAUCAAAUUUUUUCCCUUGGCUUUCUGUAAACACUUUAUCAUGUGCUUGUCUGUAUGUAGGAAACAUCUCGCUGGGAAUUUGAUAGACACUACAUUAGUCUAUGGAUCAUUUCUGUGAGAUUUGGCAUCUUUAUUAUUUUGACUCUCACACCACGAACAUGGUAUGUCUCUUCAUUUAUUUAGAUCUUUUUUGGUUUAUUUCACUAGCGUUUUGUAAUUUUCCACUUGUAAAUCCUGAACAUAUUUUGUUAGAUUUUUACUUUGGCACUUUUUUUGGAAUCACUGUAUGUUAUAUGGAGGUUUUAAUUCCAGUUUGUACAUGAUUAUUACUGUUACAGAGAAAUAUGAUUAAUUUUGAUAUGUUGACCUUGCCUCCUGCAACCUUGCUGAAUACUUAUUCUAGCAGAAUUUUGUGUAGAUUCCUCAGGAUUUUCUUCAUAAACAAUAAUGUUAUCAGCAAAUUGCAAAUAUCUUUUUGUCUUCUUCCCAAUCUGUAUCCCUUUCAUUUCCUUUUCUGUCUUUAUUGUACUAGCUAGAACUUGCAGUACAAUGUCAAAUAAAAGGGUGAAAGAGGACAUACUUGCCUAGUUUGUAAUGUUAAGAAGAAAACAUUCAGUGUUGAUUAUUAAAUAUGAUGGCUGUG